UUCCUUAUCUAUAGUUGAGCUUCAACUUGAGGAGGAGGAACUGUUCAACUGAAAACUUACCAACCUCCACUGGUGCAUUAGUUGUAUUUGUUGGAAGGAGUAGGUGAAGAAGGUGUGAAUUGUGUUACCCACCAGUCAGAAUGAAGAAGCCUGUUCUCCUCUCUGCAGCCCUGCUGCUGCUGGUUUGUGUUUGGCAGUCAGCUCGAAGUAACGAUAACACUUACUUCAAAGUGGUGGUUAAUACGCCACCCUUUAGCAUUAAGAACUACAACACUUUUACUGCUCCUAAUGGAAGCCUCUUCGGUGGACUGAUAAGACUGAAAAUGUCAGACCAAGGCUUUGACUUUGAAUACAAAGUAAAUGAUGACUAUGGACCAUUCCUCAUCAGUGUGAAUGGCUUGACAGGAAAUUCAUCACACUACUGGCAACUGCUGAGUGGUAUAACCUCACUUGAUGUUGGUAUAGGAUGUUACCUUCCAAAGGCAAAUGAAGUCAUCACCCUUAAAUACACCUCAACACAACAGGAUCAUCUGAAAUCUCAUUCUGACUUAUAGUCAACCAACAUGCUUUGGUUUUUGACAGGUUUAAGUUAAUACUUAGUUUUUGGGUAAUUUUUCUGUUUGGAAGCUUUUCAUGACAAAAUGUGUCUAAUCAUAAGUUGGUAGCCUAUCACUGUCUUAGUUUCUUUGACUGGGUUUGUGUUAGACUUUAUCAAUUAAGAUUACAGCUUUUAUCUACACGUCUGCCACAGUGUAGCAACCUGAAGUAACAGAAAACUCCAUUGGUUACAAGAGUAAUCAGUAAAACAUUUUAAAGUUUAAAGACAUGCAAGAUUUGCAUAUUAGUCAACUGAAGUUCUUGAACUGUUUCUUAAUUUACUGCGCUUAUGGCAACUUUUAUUGUGUUUGAGAGUAAUUAGUAGUUUCUCGACUUGCCCCUGUGUGCUAUAAUUUUACAUUCAAAUUCCAUUGUUUGAGAGGUACUUAUAUACUGACAAGGGAUAUCAGUUUCAGUGUAAAAAGAUUGUUUGGUUAUACAGUAGACUCUCCAAAGGCUGCUGGCCAGGAAAAACAGCCAAUAAGGGCAGCUUAGCUUUAAAAUGGCUUCUGCAUUCUGUGAAUCCAGUUAUCAACAGCUUGGGAGCCAGGAGGUUUCUGAGAUUGACUGGGAAGCUGACCUCCUCUUGGACACCAGCAAGUCUCUAAGAUCAGCUGUGAAAUUACAACUAUUUUUGAGCUUUUGGGGGCUCCUAUGGGGUUGUGAGCAGAAUAAGAACAAAUAAAUUGCUUAAUAAUUUUUGUAUUAGUGCAUUACUGUUGAAUAACUGUUUAAUAAAAGCCUCCACUAACCACUCUGGUUUGGUGAGGAAAGGAAAAAGAAAACAGUAAAA
Maylandia zebra (zebra mbuna) is the source of this 1390-nucleotide messenger RNA. Lineage: Eukaryota; Metazoa; Chordata; Actinopteri; Cichliformes; Cichlidae. The record is from RefSeq and is a predicted model, not a curated record.